AAGCUCAUCCAACGGUGCAACUGAUAUUUGAACUAAAUAGUUAUUAAUAAUACUAAUAGAGAGCUUCUUGUUCAUUGCCUAAAGACCGUACAGUGUACAUAACUGACAUUAUACUUAUGGAUAUAUGGCAUAUUAAUUGUUUCCUGUCCAAUAAUUUUACUUAGUUCUAUGGAAUUAAAAACGGAUUCAUUUUUGAAAAAAAAUCUACAAGGUUCAAAGUAAAAUUAAAAACCUGUAUGAUGAACAUGAAAAAAAGAGACAAAAAAGUAAUAAAAUCAUCUUCUAAUUUGAUGCAGACCAAUAAAUCAGAUACAAUUGCAAGUUGCUCAGAUAUAGUAUUGUGGAAAAGCCCUCUUGUAACUCUUUACUAUUUUGUGAAAGAGUCACAUAGAUUUGCAUUGAAGUGUUGGUCCCAGCUCGUAGCUUUGAAACAACACUUACUUUUUUUGUUGAUUCUCAUGGUUCUUGGUUUGUUUUUGAACAUCACUAAUGGCUCUCAUCAGAAGUUAAUAGACAUCCUUAAGAAAAAUACAUCAAGGUUUUCCUAUUGGAUUGGUCUGGGAAUAUUAUCUUCAGUAGGAUUGGGCACAGGACUACAUACUUUUUUAUUAUAUUUAGGUCCUCACAUAGCUGAAGUUACAUUAGCUGCAUACGAAUGCCAAACUGUUGAUUUUCUAGAACCUCCUUAUCCGGAUGACAUUAUUUGUCCGGAGGAAGAAGGGUUGGGUGUGUCUGUUUGGUCAAUAAUGAGCAAACUACGCUGGGCCUGUUGUAUGUGGGGGGUUGGCACUGCAAUUGGUGAAUUGCCACCGUAUUUUAUGGCUAGAGCAUCUCGACUUUCAGGCCUGAUAGACGACGAAGAAGCAGAAGUUGAGGCUAUUUUAGCUGGAAAAAAGGGAUCUAAAAUCUCGCCGGUUGAUAGAAGUAAAGUUUUUAUACAUAACUUAAUUCACAAAGUUGGUUUCUUGGGUAUAUUAUUGUGUGCAUCCAUUCCUAAUCCUCUUUUUGAUCUGGCCGGCAUUACUUGUGGUCAUUUUUUGGUUCCAUUUUGGACUUUUUUUGGAGCUACCUUAAUUGGCAAAGCCAUAAUAAAAAUGCAUAUCCAGAAACUUUUUGUGAUUAUUGCUUUCAGUGAAAAACACGUGGACCAAGUAGUAAAUCUUGUAGAAAAUAUUCCAUAUAUUGGUCCCUCGAUCAAGAAACCGUUUGAAGAGUAUUUAGCAAACCAGAAGCUUAAACUCCACGCCUCCGACACAUCUACUUUGGAACACAACUGGUUGUCAUGGACGUUUGAAAAGAUUGUGCUGAUUAUGAUCGGCUAUUUUGUCAUUUCAAUCAUAAACUCGAUGGCGCAAAAUCAUUACAAGAGAUCAAUCAAAGACAACAGAAAGCAAUAAUUAAUGUUAAAUACAACAUUUAAUUGCUGAUUGACAUUUUCAAUUGCUAAAAAGUUAAUUUAAAUGAUGGCUGCCAAAUAGUCUUUUAUUUCAUUCUGUGUUAAUCUUCUGAAACCGUAGAUCAAACUGUAUUGUUGGGACAGUUUUCUUGCUGACUUUACCAACACCCUAAUAGAUUUAAUAUUAUUACAAAAGUCAUUAACAGAUAAAAUGUGUUAAUUUACCUGUAGUCAGGACCCAUUCCACUGUAUACCAUUCCAAUAUUUUUAGAUACCAUUUCAAUUUUAUUAAUGGUAUGUUCAUCAUACAAAAUUGAUUUUUGCUUUU
This is a messenger RNA of Helobdella robusta, 1724 nucleotides long. RefSeq lists its product as hypothetical. Bases 237 to 1397 code for a protein of 386 amino acids. The record is from RefSeq and is a predicted model, not a curated record. The transcript is spliced from 13 exons. Lineage: Eukaryota; Metazoa; Annelida; Clitellata; Rhynchobdellida; Glossiphoniidae.